Hyaloscypha bicolor E is the source of this 1420-nucleotide messenger RNA. Its product is annotated as lipoyltransferase. The record is from RefSeq and is a predicted model, not a curated record. Gene Ontology annotation, cellular component: mitochondrion. Gene Ontology annotation, molecular function: lipoyl(octanoyl) transferase activity. The transcript has a single exon. NCBI's taxonomy places the organism in Eukaryota, Fungi, Ascomycota, Leotiomycetes, Helotiales, Hyaloscyphaceae. Gene Ontology annotation, biological process: protein lipoylation. The coding region runs from base 206 to 1156 and encodes 316 amino acids.
GACAACUCUGGAUCUGAAGAGUCCCCGAUUGGCCUUUGAUGAAAACAAUUGUGGUCAAAAUUACAAGAUGAAAAAGUGGUCGAAGUUUUGAAAGAUUUCUCGACUACGGCGACCGAGAAAGCAGCCCUGCAUCCAAACGCCCCAGCCUCGUCUUGGCCUUGUCCACAACCUCGCAAACAUCCACAACUCUACAGUUCUCUCCCAGAUGUGGCAGGUCACACCCAUCACCCACCUCCGACACAUCCACCUCCCUGGCAUAACUCCCUUCCCCAUCGCCCAAUCCAUCCAACAAAAUCUCGUCUCCCAAUUCCUCACCCACAAAGCCCUCGUCUCCUCACCCUCUCCACCCUCUCCUCUCCCACCACCUCCCCAUCCAACAGUCCUAACCUUCACGCCUACACCCGUCUUCACAACCGGCCGACGCGAACACGACACUCUCACACCGUCCCAGAUCUCCCUCCUCAAAGCCCCCCUUUACCCCCUAAAGCCCCAAACCGGCAAAGGAAUCAAACGGUCCAAACCCCCCGAAUAUGAGCCGCAGUAUGCGGAGAUUGAGCCCACGCUGAGGGGCGGGCAGACGACGUUUCAUGGGCCGGGACAGCUGGUUGUUUACCCAGUUAUCGAUUUACGGACGAGUUUUCCGCAGUUUCCGAAAGGGAUAGGUGUUAGGUGUUAUGUGCAUCUACUAGAGAGUGUAACGAUUGCAACGCUGGGCAGAUGGUGGAUGAAGGGUGUUAGAACAGAGAAUCCAGGGGUGUGGGAGGAGGGCGGGGAGAAGAAGAUUGCGGCGCUGGGUGUACAUUUGAGGAGGAGUAUCAGCAGUUACGGGGUUGGGUUGAACAUUCAGACGGAUCUGAGGUGGUUUGAACGUAUUGUUGCGUGUGGGUUGGUUGGGAAGGGGGUUACGUCUAUGUGGGCUAUGGAGGAGGCACGUGGGUUCUCUGGUGAGGACAAAUUCAAGAUGGAGAGGCCAGAUCUUUGGGAAUUGCAUGGUGAAAGUUAUAAGAACGCUAUGUGUCCGGAUCUUGUUGGGUUACAAUGGGUUGAGGAGUUCGCUAAGGGACUAUACGGGGUACAUGGAAAAGAGAAGGUUAGGCUGCAGAUUGGGGCUCUCAAAGAUGGGGAGCUGCAAUUGAACGACCAUCUUCCGAGAUGAAGAUAUAGAGCUGGGGAAAAUGUUGGCUCCCAGGUUUCGAUUACUCGGAUGCAUAGCGAAGGUGGAGUUUAUGGUUGAUGCACGAGUUAAGAAGUGAAAUGAAGGGAAUCCCUUCCCUUGGAUGAAAACUAUACUCCCCCAUUCAAUAUUGCCAUCACUUGGAGAGUGAACUUGUAAAGUAGGAAAUUGUGUCUUCAAUCAACGACAUGUCCGAUAUUGAAUGGAGGAAGUUCUCAUUGACUAGGAUCUAGAAAGGAUAUCAGU